AUGGAGAUGGUGUGUUUCCAGGUGGCAGAGUGCAUGAUCUAUGCUAACCACUGGGUGGCCCAGAAGAUCCAGGAGAGUUUCCCCCAGCAGGCCUUGCUGCGCCACCUCCCGCCCCCACGCCAGGAGUUCUUCAACCAGCUACAGGACUGUGCCCGGGCACGCGGCUUCACUAUAGACACCAGGUCAAACAAGGCCCUGGCUGACUCCCUUGACCGGGCCGUGGACCCCCAGGACCUGUUGGUGAACCGGCUGCUGAGGGUGAUGGCUACCAUGGCCAUGUCGAAUGCCCUCUACUUCUCUACCGGAGCCUGCCCUGUCGAACAGUACUAUCACUAUGGUCUGGCUCUGGACCGAUACACCCACUUCACCUCUCCCAUCCGUCGCUAUGCCGACAUGAUCGUCCACCGCCUGCUCACCGCAGCCAACGCCAUGGAGAAGGGGGCGGGGCCAGCCAAGGCCUUAGCCAGUAACAAAGAGCUGGAGGAGGUGGCUCAGCAAAUCAACAACAAGAACAGGGCAGCACAGCAUGCCCAGAAGGUGUCCACCGAGCUAUUCCAGUGUCUCUACUUCAGAGACAAAGACCCAGAGACAGACGAGCGCUGUGUGGCCGACGCAGUCAUCUACACCAUCAGAGCCAACGGCAUGCUGGUCUUCAUACCACAGUAUGGCCUAAAGGGGGCAGUGUACCUGAAGAACAGAGAGGGCCAGGUGGUGAGUGAGAGACAGGAUGGAGGAUGUGACUGGCAGACUGGUUCUCUACAGAGAUACCUGGACCACAUCACUACCACUACUGCUGCUGGCACCUCCACCUUCAACCUGUUCCAACACAUCACCGUGCGUAUCUCAGUACAACCAUCACGUUGUCACUCAGACACAAUCCGUCUGGAAGUGGUCAGCAACAGGCCCCACCAGGCCCCCGAGACUCAGGCCCAGACCCCCCAGCCCCAGGGGGCUAGGGGCCGGUCCCAGCUGGUCCAGGAGGUGGUUCGGCAGGCAGAGGAGGCCUCGCAGCAGGCGGAGGAGAAGAGGGGCCGGGCCCCCAAACUGUCCAAGGAGGAGAGAGAGUUCAGACAGAGUAAAUGUCCCAACCUCUACUCUCUCCUGGAGGAGGUCAGGGAGCUGGCCUUGCUGGACCUGGCUGCCUGUGGAGCAGGAGGUGGUCUGGGAGCAGCCGCUCAGGCUUGUGCUACGUCAGCAUAGAUGAGGUGGUGGUGGAGGAACAGGUCUGGGAACAGCUGCUUUGGUCUGCAGUACAUCAGCAUAGAACUACAUAAAACUUUAACACUGAUUCUGGGUCAGAUUAUUGUGGAGGAGGGGUGCGGUUGAAGAGUGAGGAGGUGCAGGAGGCAGAGUAACCGGUCAACAUCAGCAUCAAACUUUAACACUGACUCAGGAUCAGAUUGUGGUGCUUUUCAUGGAUUUCACCAGCAUGCAGACAGACCCUCUGGACUUACUAUCUUACUGUACAUCCUGGGUGUUAUCACCUUGGUUACUGAACUCUACUUAGGCACAUCUUUAGUCUUAUUUGGAAAAUGAACAGAUGAUUGAAGUUGUGAGAUGAGACGGAUGCAUGUAAUACUAUAUACAUGAAUACCUACUGAUUCAGGAACAGCUCUCAACAGGACAGUUACCAUAGAAACAUCUGAAACAAGCAGCAGCUCUGGUCUAAACUAAACAGGACAGUUACCAUAGAAACAUCUGG
Molecule: messenger RNA, 1702 nt
Organism: Salmo salar (Atlantic salmon)
Lineage: Eukaryota; Metazoa; Chordata; Actinopteri; Salmoniformes; Salmonidae
Source: RefSeq, a predicted model, not a curated record